AUGCCCCUAGCGGGACUCGAACCCGCGAUAUUGGCAGAGCAUAUAAGGUCACUACAAACUGAGCCAAAUGUCUGCACGGGCAAGUUGAGCGUCUCUCCACAUGCCGACAACACUCUGCAGUCAGCAGAAAGAUGUCCUAAUAUGGGUUGGUCAUGCGUGGUGGCACGCGCCGUGGCUCUUCUCCUUAUGCUCAGCAGAGCAUCAGCGCUUACGUCCGACAUUUUUGCGGCGGGCAAGUCGGACAAAGAGAUUCUGGACAAUCUUCUGAAAAAUUCCCGCUAUGACAAAAGACUGCUUCCACCAGUAGAUGGUGUCCUCACCGUAAAUGUUAGCGUGCUACUUCUUAGUUUAGCAUCUCCAGAUGAAUCUAGUCUUAAAUACGAAGUUGAAUUUCUCCUGCAGCAGCAGUGGUAUGAUCCUCGACUUCGAUAUUCUAAUCAGUCGCAUUACGAAUAUCUUAACGCCAUCCAUCACCACGAGGACAUUUGGUUGCCCGACACGUAUUUCAUAAUGCAUGGAGAUUUCAAAGAUCCGAUAAUCCCCAUGCAUUUUGCGUUACGCAUAUACCGGAAUGGCACAAUCAACUAUUUAAUGCGGCGUCAUCUCAUUCUGUCCUGUCAGGGACGGCUCAACAUCUUCCCCUUUGAUGACCCAUUGUGUUCAUUUGCGUUAGAGAGUAUAUCUUACGAGCAAUCAGCCAUAACCUACGUGUGGAAGAACGAUGAAGAUACAUUGAGAAAGUCACCAUCACUGACAACACUGAAUGCCUACCUCAUACAGAAUCAAACUAUUCCGUGUCCCAUCAAAGCGAGCUGGAGAGCUGAUGGUAUUUCACUUUACGAGGACGAUGAAGAGCUGACAUGUAAUCUUUGCCAGAGACGCUUUGAGGAGCAAGGUAACUACAGCUGUCUAAAGGUGGACCUUAUUUUUACAAGAGACCGAGCAUUCUACUUUACCACAGUAUUUAUCCCUGGCAUAAUCCUGGUGACCUCUUCUUUCAUCACAUUUUGGCUGGAAUGGAACGCAGUUCCAGCCCGUUCUAUGAUAGGUAAUUACAGCUGCCUCAAAGUGGAUCUCAUCUUCACGCGAGAUAGAUCAUUUUACUUCACAACCGUUUUCAUUCCGGGGAUCAUUUUGGUGACAUCGUCUUUUAUUACUUUUUGGCUGGAAUGGAAUGCAGUGCCUGCUAGAGUUAUGAUAGGUGUAACGACUAUGUUGAAUUUCUUCACAACAUCCAACGGAUUCCGUUCAACUUUGCCCGUGGUAUCGAACUUAACAGCUAUGAACGUUUGGGACGGGGUGUGCAUGUGUUUCAUCUACGCGUCGCUACUAGAGUUUGUGUGCGUGAACUACGUGGGACGCAAGCGGCCUCUACACAACGUGGUCUACCGACCGGGAGAAAACCCGGUUACACAGCGACUGCCUGCAGUUCUCAGCAGAAUUGGCAUUAUACUGGCCAGCCCUUUGGAGGCGAUGGCAUUCCUCAAUUGGGCAAAAUCAGAAACGCCCCAGCCGGAGUCUAGCGGUGCUGGAGAUAAAAAACGAGAGUCAACAGGAGCAGCUGACCUGGUGACGUGUACGACGUGCACAGGAGCGCCAGGAUCGUGCACGCAUACGGCAAAUAAUGGUGGUGUUUCAGAGCCAUGUUUCGUCCAGGUCCGUAAAAAGGAGCCACCUCACCCGAUCCGAGUCGCGAAGACGAUCGACGUGAUCGCUCGCAUCACGUUUCCCACUGCCUACGCCGUGUUUCUUAUCUUCUUCUUCAUACACUACAAGGCCUUUUCU
Molecule: messenger RNA, 1785 nt
Organism: Brenthis ino (lesser marbled fritillary)
Lineage: Eukaryota; Metazoa; Arthropoda; Insecta; Lepidoptera; Nymphalidae
Source: the annotation of a GenBank genome assembly